UUGAGGGAAGACCAAUAAAUCGACUACUGUGCUCCAGUUCUGUGAAAAACAAAAAAAAAAAAAAAUGUCUGUUUACUUUUUUACCGCUCCUAACGGCUUUCGUCAUGUGCUGAAGUUCUACGCGUUAUGCAUAAUUCUACUGGUUCACGCACAGCUAUCUCAUAGUCACUGGUACUGGCAGUCGGAUGAGAGUGACGAAGAUUCGAUAGAAUUAUCUACGCCUGAAGAAUGUGCACGGAAUUGCUCAGAAUAUGAGGAACCUAAAAAUUGUUAUUAUACCUUUCAAGUUGAAUAUUAUACAACAGUGGGACCUGCCUGUAACUACACAGGAUUUGAGAAUCAAUGUAUUGUCGCGGAUGGAUUUGAGAAAACAAUAUUACCUAUCAAUCGACAAUUACCAGGCCCACUGAUUGAGAUAUGUUUGAAUGACAGAGUUAUAAUCGACGUGACUAAUGGUGCUCCAGGAAUGGAAAUCACAAUGCAUUGGCAUGGAAUUUUCCAAAAUGGUUAUCAAUAUUAUGAUGGUGUUCCUUAUAUUACACAAUGUCCAAUUGGAUCUUCAACAACAUUUAGAUAUGAUUUUGUAGUGGCAAAUUCAGGCACGCAUUUCUACCACUCUCACGUAGCAACGCACAUGCUAGAUGGGCAAGUUGGGGCUCUUAUUGUCAGAGAUCCACCAUCCUUAGAUCCUCAUAGUAAAUUAUUUGAUACAGACCAAGUAGUAAUAUUUUUGACUGACUGGAUGCAUGAGUUGUCAAUCGAACGUUUUCCUGGUUGGUAUAGACACGAUAUAGGACAGACUGCAAAAAAUAUACUUAUAAAUGGCUUAGGAAAUUGGACAGAUCCAGAUACUAAACAAACGACUAAUGGAAGUUUAACACAAUUUACGAUCGAGCAAGGACUACGUCAUAGAAUGAGGAUGAUUAAUUCUUUCAGCACAGUAUGUUUAGCAGAACUCUCGAUUGAAAAACACAGAUUAACUAUAAUUGCUCAGGAUGGCGCAAAUGUGCAGCCUAAAACAGUGGAUAAAAUAGUUUCAGCUACAGGUGAACGUGUUGAUUUCAUCCUAACUGCAGAUCAAGACCUAGACUCAUAUUGGAUACAAGUACGUGGUCUCGGCGAAUGUGCAGAAAAGGGUGUACAGCAAUUGGCUAUCUUAAGAUAUGAAAAUGGUCCUGCACAGCCAUCAUCAGCUCCUCCUGCUUAUAAUGAUACAAUAAAUGGUGUAACAUAUAAUGAUCUAGAUGCAACGAAAUGCAAUACUAAUGACACUGAGACUGUAGUUUGUUCUAAUCAAUUGGAAAGUGUAAAUUCCGAGGUUGAAAUCAUGAAAGUUGAACCAGAUGCAAGGCAUAUAUUACCCUUUUGGUUCUUCAAUUACACUCAGUACGAUAAUAAACCAUUAUUUGGAGUAGAUUCGUAUCGCACUUUCAUGGAUGUAAAUGAUUAUUCUCAGCUUAUUUCUACAUUCAAUAAAAUCGCAUUUGAGACGCCACAGGCGCCUUUAAUCUCACAAGCUAACGUUGUCAAAACCAUAUGCAAACCAAAUCAAAUGAGCAAUUGCACUGAGCCUUGCAUAUGUACUCAAGUUAUUAAUGUCAGUCUACAUGAUGUCGUGGAAUUAAUAAUAUACGAUGCAGCAUGGUUAAGUGAAUUGCAUCAUCCGUUCCACUUACACGGUUAUGAGUUCAAAAUAUUUAGCAUAGGACAGUACACUGAUGGUAGAAACAUUUCGACUGCAGACAUAGAUGAAGUAAUAGAAAAACAUACGGAACGUCUUAAAAAUGGAGAGUAUCACAAUCCACCUGGUAAAGACACUGUUAAAAUUCCAACGAAUGGAUACUCAAUCAUACGUUUCAAGGCGGAUAAUCCAGGAUGGUGGCUAAUUCAUUGCCACUUUAGUUGGCAUCAUCUUACUGGAAUGGAACUGGUUAUUCGUGUAGGAACUAAAGCCGAUCUUCCAUCGAUUCCAGACAAGUUCCCUCAGUGUAGUAAUUGGAAACCGGCAUUGCAUACUUUGAACGAAUUUUAUGGUAUUGGUCAUUCCCACGUCCAAUAA
Eufriesea mexicana is the source of this 2059-nucleotide messenger RNA. Its product is annotated as laccase-2. Gene Ontology annotation, cellular component: plasma membrane. Lineage: Eukaryota; Metazoa; Arthropoda; Insecta; Hymenoptera; Apidae. Gene Ontology annotation, molecular function: oxidoreductase activity; copper ion binding. Bases 65 to 2059 code for a protein of 664 amino acids. The transcript is spliced from 11 exons. The record is from RefSeq and is a predicted model, not a curated record. Gene Ontology annotation, biological process: iron ion transport.